Molecule: messenger RNA, 1055 nt
Organism: Amoebophrya sp. A120
Lineage: Eukaryota; Dinophyceae; Syndiniales; Amoebophryaceae
Source: the annotation of a GenBank genome assembly
AUUAAUGAACAACAAAAAAAGACGAAGAUAAACAAACUGCAUAGAAGAGGACCACGCGAGAAGGAGUGACACGUACAGGCUAAGUUAAGCGCGCAGGGCGGCUUCUCAGUCGUCAGAGCGGAGUGGUUGACUCUUUGUCUUUCGUUUGAUAGCAAUACAAAGAAAAAUCUUCACCAUGCGGCGCCUCGUUUUCGUCGGCCUUGCGCACAACGGCGUGCAGGUCGCGCGGAGUAGUAACGACCACAACCACGCUGCGUCAAGUACCUCUUCAAGCAGCUCCAGCGGAAGUUCCCGGAUGUUGCGCCGUGAGCCUAAGGUUGUCGCGCAAGAAGGGACAUCGACUCAGGAUAAAGGAACGAAUGCUCUUGAAGCACAUUCAUCAACAAGAACACAAUCGGACUCACCUUCUUUUCUUGAGCAAGCAAAUGAUGAUAAAACCACGAGGAUAUCAUCAUCAUCGUCAUCAUCAAACCGACACUCACCAACUACCGACAAGAACAACCAGGUGAACCAGGACCAGCAGCCUGCCUUUCUGAAUGAAGAAGGUGGAGUGGAGGUAGGGCGAAUACCGGAGCAGGCUCCUGCCGGUGGAUCGAAUUUCGGAGCUGCUAGUGAAUUGGAGCUUGCUGAAGGAGAGGCUGUAGGGGAAGGAGAACGUAUACAUAAAUUUUUCAUGGAUUUGUCUUGUUCAUUCAUUUUCGGCUCUGAGCUAUCGCAGCUAUAGCUAAAGUUCUUGUAGUCUCUUGUUGCCAUGCGCAUGCAUGUGCAUGCGCACGACUGGAGCCACCACCUUGCGCUGGUUAGAUGAUGAUGAUGAUGAUGAUGAUGGGUCUGUUCUACAUAUUAGCUGGAACAAACAAAAUCAAAAACGGAGGUCGUGGCGACAAAAAGGAUAAGAAAGACAAGAAAAAGGACAAGAAGAAAGACGACAAGAAAAAGGACGACAAAAAGGACGACAAGGGUGCUGAGGCGGGCGGGAAGAAAAAGAAGGAGGAGGCGAAGCCACAGGGCGAUCGAGCCGGGCAGCAAGUGACCGUGGCUGCAGCCGGUUAUGA